Messenger RNA from Suillus clintonianus, 1671 nucleotides. RefSeq lists its product as uncharacterized. The record is from RefSeq and is a predicted model, not a curated record. The transcript has 4 exons. NCBI's taxonomy places the organism in Eukaryota, Fungi, Basidiomycota, Agaricomycetes, Boletales, Suillaceae. Gene Ontology annotation, molecular function: oxidoreductase activity. Bases 1 to 1671 code for a protein of 556 amino acids.
AUGUCCUCUGAACUCGAUACUAACGCUAACAUGCCAUUCCAUCGACCUGGAGAUGAACCUUUUCAACAUCCAGUUGGAAAUAUGCAUGCUCACGGCCUAGCGCAAUAUUCUCCUGAGGCUGCGGAAGCGUUUUCGUUCCCUUCCAAGCCUGAGUCAAAGCAUGAUGCGCUACCUCCCUUAUUCCAGACCCCACAAUCACCUUUAGCUUCCAUUUGCCCCCAGCGCUGGCCAGGCAUCGAUACAGAAAGCACCAACAUGCUUUUGAAAGUCUUGGAGGAUAAUCACUCUAGGUGGCAUAUAUUCUUCAAUUACAGGAGAUUCCAUAAGCGCGCUCUCCAUGCGGUUCAUCACCUUCUCGCAAUCUGGGCGAUGGGCGCAAGCGCCAAGAUCAUAUCUUCUGCAUAUGCAACUCACUGCAUUUAUCAGCGGCCUGCGUUUGAGUCACCAAGCCGUAUCACACACCGUAAUUUCAAUGAGCACCUUGGCGAUGAACGCUUUUAUUCAGCCUACUCGGACUUUUUUGCCUCUGAACUCGGGACGAAUGGGUUUGCUCGCACCUUCGGGCAAUAUGUACUUGCUCCUUCUGCGAAUUACCUGGAAGAACCACAUAAGGAGAAAGAUGGCCACCCGGAGAUGCUGGUACGCUUCAUUGGUGGAUUACUCCACCCUCUGAUCCAUACCGGCUAUGGCGCAGAGUUUGGUUUAUUGGGUGUGUCUGCGGAAGGUCUGGCUAUGACUGCUGUCCACCCCGCGAAGGUCCAUGCACUUCUUCCACCUUCAUACUUUAGUUCUCCUAUGAAGGCUGGAACCUUGCAUGCCCUCUCAAUUCUCGCACUUGUCGCUAAGGAUGAACGAUUUGAGCAUAUCAAAAAGUCGGACGAAGCAGACAUGCUCACCAUGAUCGUCUCAUCUCACAAUGAGGCACUUCGAGCGUUCGCUGAAAUGUGGGACUUCGAUGUAUCGAACAAGGAAGGCGUUGCCAAAGCUGUGGAGGAACUUGUUUGGCUUAACUCAAUAAUUUAUGGGGUAGGGGGCAUGACUGGGAAGAGGGAUACUAAAAAAGUGUUCAACGCUGACUUCUUCUUGAUGCACCUCGUCACCUCCACCCUUUUCCUCUCUUCUCUCGUAACUUCGCUCGAUCAAAAUUCUCGUGCCCAAACACUGCUCCUGCGUGCCUACUUCGCAGUGAGCCUGGCACACUACCUGGCGCGGGGACGUCCCGUCAUCGAUAUCGCCAAGUUUUACAGUGACACAUCAGGGCUUCUGCUCUCUAGUGGUCGGGACAUCAUCCCGGGUCCGCGGCCUUCACCUGACAAGCACACACUUCCCGACGAAAAAUCUCCUGAAGCGCGGACGCCAAAUCCAUGGCUGUCUGUAAUACAGACUACGCUCGUGCAUCCUAACGAACAUUUGUGCAAGAUACAGCGGGCACUUGCGCAUUAUGCGUCAUUGUACAGCUUGCGAGGACAGGGGUGGUUCGUCACUCGCGAACAAGCAAGCGUAGCCAUGGAUAACAGCAAACUCGAAGAUGCUGAGCACAGCCUAGGGCUUGGAGAGUUGGAUGGAACGCUGUUCCUUCGCGUGGCUAUGCUUACUGCGCACACGCUUGGUUGGAUGAGAGAGGGUGAGGAAAAGGCGGGGUGGGAUUCUGAAGGAUUUUAUGAAAAGUGA